ACGGUGGCUGUUUGCCUCGCACAUUGUGUCUAUUUGAACAGAGGAAAGAGUGUGUGUCGCUCUGAGGAGUCUCACUGUACGACUUUACGGGUUGAGUGUAAAAAUUAAGUCGUAAAUUAUGUGGAAUAUCACUUUGUCAUCAAGUGCUUGGGAUUGUUUGCCGCAACCACAUUAAUUCUGCCGUGCUGAGAUUUAAUUUUAAACCACACUGAUCACCACAGAAAACUUUAUCUCGGUCGCUUUUCACUCAACAGUCACUCUCGUCUUUUUUCGCGCAUUACACUGGUUUUAUGUGAAUUGUGAAGGUGGGUUCGUGUCGGCAGUGCUUUUCCGAAAUAAUGUGAGGCUUUUCACGGUUGAAAGAGAACAUCAUGGAGAGAUUUCUCUGUUUUAUGCUAAUUAGUGCGAAUUUCCUCUUAUUGUGUGCCAAUGUCAAUGCGAAAGGCCUGCACUUGAGACAUGUGGUCAGCGAUAAGACCAUCAGCUUUACGAAUUGCACAGUUGAGAAUCUGAGGAACUUGAGAGAGUAUCACACGGAGCCCCACAAUGUCAUUAUCAAUCAGUGUCACGUGCCUGAGCUUGCAAAUGCCCUAUUUUUGCGCACACCAUCCCUCAUCUCGCUGGAGAUCACGGAUUGCCACCUGGAAACCCUCCAGGAUUACGCUCUCAAUGGCCUCAACCAAUUGCAAGUCCUCAAUCUCACGCGGAACAACAUUUCCACAGUCAAGUCAUGGAGUGAUCACGAUCUGGAGGCCGUGCAGAUGAUCGAUCUGAGGCGGAAUCAACUGAGGGAGCUGAACAAGAACACAUUUCGGCGGUUUCCCAACCUCACCCGCCUCAAUUUAGCCGUUAACUUCAUCGAGACCAUGAAGGAGAACACCUUCAAAUUCACACCCCAUCUCAAGUACAUCAAUUUGGGCAAGAAUCUCAUCACUCACAUCGACGAGUAUACAUUUAAGGGAUUGCACAAGCUCAUUCAUCUGUCGCUCCACCAGAAUCUUAUUCGCUACAUCGACUUCUUCGCCCUCGUCAGCAACAGUCACCUCAAGUCACUCCAUCUGCAGGGGAAUCAACUUGCGGUGUUCGAGGCGGAACUGGUGGCGAAUCUGCCGCGACUAGUACACCUCAAUCUCAGCCACAAUCACUUGGAGUUCCUCAAUGAGGGCACGUUCAAGAGGAAUCUAGAACUGAAGGUUCUGGACCUCAGUCACAACAACUUUACAGAGUUUUCCGAAGCCUCGUUCACGGGAUUGGAAAGCUUGGAGGUGUUCAACAUCAGCCACAAUCACAUUCCCGAGCUUAGCAAAUACAUCUUCCGGGAAUUCGCCGCUGUGACACACUUAAUCCUCGCCAGUAAUGAACUUACGGUUCUCGAGGAUGAAUUGCUGGAGUUUAUGCCCAAUGUGAGAGUUCUGAAUGUGUCCGGUAACGCGAUUUCCGCCAUCGACAGUGACUUGUUUGAUGGACUGAAGAACUUGAGACUCCUGGACUUGUCCCGCAAUCGUCUGACCAAUUUGGAUUUCAUGCCCUCAAUAGGAGUGCCGCUGAGACUUCUCGACGUGAGCGAGAAUUUUCUGCACAGUGUGGAUCUGGCGCAAUUCGCGACUGUGGAUCGCGUGGUGCUGGAGGGAAAUCCGUGGCACUGCCGUUGGCUGAUUCAGGCCAUGAUGACGAAGCCGGACAAAGUGGAACUGGGCAGGGAUUACCACGUCACGUCCGAGAUCCACCGCGUGGCAGGGAUUGAGUGUGUGGACGAGGAGGAUGGGCAGAAUCGCAGUGUCAUCCUGCUGAGGGCGGUGGACAAAUCGCCCGAGGACGAGAGUGGAAAUUUUAACAAUUGGCACACACAAAACUCCCACUCAUCCGUCCAUCAUGGCCAGGUAGGCUUCCACCGUGGCGUCUUCACAGCCAAAUCGCCCUCCGAAGUCGAUGAUUUCGACUACAAGGCGAUCUUCCUGUGGCUCACCAUCGGCAUUGCUCUGGUGUUUGGCGUGACGAAGAUCUGCCGGAUUCUGCUGAUCAAAUCUGAGCAGCGCAGUGAAGAGUGGCGCAGGGACCAGCACGAGAAGUACAUGCAGGAACUCGAGGAGCUGGACGACAAGUACAUGCAGCCGCAAAUGCAGGAACAUUCCAUGUAUAAACCAUAGUAUAAUGUUUUAAGUAGCAUCUUAA
This is a messenger RNA of Phlebotomus argentipes, 2172 nucleotides long. Its product is annotated as leucine-rich repeat-containing protein 15-like. The transcript has 4 exons. The coding region runs from base 372 to 2147 and encodes 591 amino acids. The record is from RefSeq and is a predicted model, not a curated record. Gene Ontology annotation, molecular function: protein binding. Gene Ontology annotation, cellular component: extracellular matrix. NCBI's taxonomy places the organism in Eukaryota, Metazoa, Arthropoda, Insecta, Diptera, Psychodidae.